This is a messenger RNA of Gekko japonicus, 3405 nucleotides long. RefSeq names its product solute carrier family 4, sodium bicarbonate transporter, member 10 (gene SLC4A10). Lineage: Eukaryota; Metazoa; Chordata; Lepidosauria; Squamata; Gekkonidae. Gene Ontology annotation, molecular function: sodium:bicarbonate symporter activity; monoatomic anion transmembrane transporter activity; solute:inorganic anion antiporter activity. The record is from RefSeq and is a predicted model, not a curated record. Gene Ontology annotation, cellular component: plasma membrane; basolateral plasma membrane. Gene Ontology annotation, biological process: bicarbonate transport; monoatomic anion transport; regulation of intracellular pH. The coding region runs from base 1 to 3405 and encodes 1134 amino acids. The transcript has 26 exons.
AUGGGGACCCGCCGGAAUAACUCGGGGGCAGCUAAGAGAAACGAUGAAGAGGCGGUAGUGGACAGGGGUGGAACACGCUCCAUUCUCAAAACCCAUUUUGAAAAAGAAGACUUGGAAGGUCACAGAACUUUGUUCAUUGGUGUUCACGUCCCACUGGGAGGAAGGAAAAGUCAUCGACGUCAUAGACACCGUGGACACAAACACAGAAAGAGAGACAGAGAACGAGAUUCAGGGUUAGAAGAUGGGAGAGAGUCUCCUUCGUUUGACACCCCUUCACAGAGGGUACAGUUUAUUCUUGGAACAGAGGAUGAUGAUGAAGAACACAUCCCUCACGACCUGUUCACAGAGCUUGAUGAACUUUGUUGCCGUGAAGGAGAGGAUGCUGAGUGGAGGGAGAUGGCCAGGUGGUUGAAGUUUGAAGAAGAUGUUGAAGAUGGAGGGGAGAGGUGGAGUAAACCAUACGUUGCCACUCUAUCGUUACAUAGUUUGUUUGAGCUGAGAAGUUGUAUCCUCAAUGGCACCGUGCUGCUAGACAUGAGAGCAAAUUCUUUAGAAGAAAUUGCAGACAUGAUCCUCGAUCAACAAGUAGGUUCAGGACAGCUCAGUGAAGACGUUCGUCACAGAGUACAUGAAGCAUUGCUCAAACAGCACCAUCACCAGAAUCAGAAGAAGCUAAGCAAUAGGAUCCCCAUAGUGAGGUCCUUUGCCGAUAUUGGCAAGAAACAAUCUGAACCCCAUUCCAUGGACAAAAAUGGUCAGAUUGUUUCCCCCCAGUCUGCACCAGCUAGCCUUGAAGUCAAGAACGAUGUAAGCAGAGAAAACAGCGCCGUUGACUUCAGCAAGGGACUAGGAGACCCGCAGAAAGGGCAUAACAGUAGUCUAUUUGGGAUGAAACAAAGACAUGAAAAAGGACAUCCGCAUCAGGAAGAGAGAGAGAGAGAGGUGGACCUGCAUUUCAUGAAAAAGAUUCCUCCUGGAGCUGAAGCCUCCAACAUUUUGGUCGGGGAGCUGGAAUUCUUGGACCGGGCUGUUGUUGCUUUUGUAAGACUGUCCCCCGCGGUACUGCUUUCCGGACUAGCAGAAGUUCCAAUCCCAACAAGAUUUUUAUUUAUUCUCCUGGGACCACUAGGAAAAGGCCAGCAGUACCAUGAGAUUGGCAGGUCAAUUGGAACAUUAAUGACGGAUGAGGUGUUUCAUGAUGUUGCAUAUAAAGCUAAAGACCGUAACGACUUGGUUGCUGGGAUUGAUGAAUUUCUCGAUCAGGUGACUGUUCUCCCUCCUGGAGAAUGGGACCCAACAAUUCGUAUAGAACCACCCAAAAAUGUUCCUUCUCAGGAGAAACGUAAGAUUCCAGGCGUGCCAAAUGGAACCGCAGCUCAUGGGGACGCAGAGCCACUUGGGGGGCACUCCGGUCCAGAAUUACAGCGUACCGGAAGGCUUUUUGGGGGCCUGAUUUUAGAUAUCAAGAGGAAAGCUCCGUUCUUCUUGAGUGACUUCACAGAUGCAUUCAGCUUGCAGUGUCUGGCAUCGUUUUUGUUCCUGUACUGUGCUUGUAUGUCUCCUGUUAUCACAUUUGGCGGUCUGCUGGGAGAAGCAACUGAAGGUCGUAUAAGUGCAAUAGAAUCUUUGUUUGGUGCAUCGAUGACUGGUAUAGCCUACUCACUCUUUGGUGGACAACCACUUACCAUACUAGGUAGCACGGGGCCAGUCUUGGUGUUUGAAAAGAUAUUAUUCAAAUUUUGCAAGGAAUAUGGAUUGUGUUACCUUUCGUUGCGGGCGAGCAUUGGCUUGUGGACGGCCACACUCUGCAUUAUUCUCGUGGCGACCGAUGCAAGUUCCCUAGUGUGCUACAUCACUCGGUUCACGGAAGAAGCUUUUGCAUCCCUCAUCUGCAUAAUUUUCAUUUACGAGGCCUUAGAGAAGCUCUUUCAUCUCGGCGAGACAUAUCCAAUCAACAUGCAUAACAGUGUGGAGCUACUGACACAAUACUCGUGUAAUUGUGUGGAGCCAGAAGACCCCAGCAAUAAAACUUUGCAAUAUUGGCAAUCUAAGAAUAUCUCCUCCUCUGAUAUACCUUGGGAAAACCUAACUUUAUCACAAUGUAGGUGGUAUCAAGGGAAAUUUAUAGGACGAGCCUGUGGACACGAAGGUCCUUAUGUCCCAGAUGUUCUCUUCUGGUCAGUCAUCUUAUUCUUUUCUACAGUUACAAUGUCAUCCACACUGAAGCAGUUCAAGACCAGUCGCUAUUUCCCAACCAAGGUACGGUCCAUAGUCAGUGACUUUGCUGUCUUUCUCACCAUCCUGUCCAUGGUUUUAGUUGACUAUGCCCUUGGGAUUCCAUCGCCAAAGCUUCAGGUUCCCAAUGCUUUUAAGCCCACCAGAGAUGAUCGCGGCUGGUUUGUCACACCAUUGGGGCCCAAUCCUUGGUGGACUGUGCUAGCUGCUGGAAUUCCAGCUCUGCUUUGUACAAUUCUUAUAUUUAUGGACCAGCAGAUUACAGCUGUUAUAAUAAAUAGAAAAGAGCACAAGCUAAAGAAAGGCUGUGGCUACCACCUCGACUUGCUGAUGGUCGCUCUCAUGCUUGGCGUCUGCUCGCUAAUGGGACUGCCCUGGUUUGUUGCUGCCACUGUCCUCUCCAUCUCUCACGUGAACAGUUUAAAGCUGGAGUCAGAAUGCUCUGCUCCAGGAGAACAGCCCAAGUUCCUUGGCAUCCGGGAGCAGAGGGUGACAGGACUCAUGAUCUUUGUACUUAUGGGCUCAUCUGUUUUUUUGACCAGUGUUCUUAAGUUUAUUCCCAUGCCAGUGCUUUAUGGUGUAUUCCUUUAUAUGGGUGCCUCUUCUCUCAAAGGAAUUCAGCUCUUUGACAGAAUCAAGUUAUUCUGGAUGCCUGCCAAACACCAGCCAGAUUUCAUCUAUCUGAGGCACGUUCCUCUUCGGAAAGUUCAUCUCUUCACAGUAAUCCAGCUGAGCUGCCUUGUGUUGCUGUGGGUUAUCAAAGUUUCGAGAGCUGCUAUAGUGUUUCCUAUGAUGGUUUUAGCACUCGUAUUCGUCAGAAAACUCAUGGAUUUAUUUUUUACCAAACGAGAACUAAGCUGGUUGGAUGAUUUGAUGCCAGAAAGCAAGAAAAAGAAGCUGGAAGAUGCUGAAAAAGAGGAGGAGCAAAGUAUGUUGGCAAUGGAGGAGGAAGGUACUGUCCAGUUACCACUAGAAGGACAUUACAGAGAUGACCCAUCCGUAAUCAAUAUUUCUGAUGAAAUGGCAAAAACAGCUGUGUGGAAGACACUACUGAUAGCAUCAGAAAAUAACAAGGAUAAGGAGUCCAGCUUUCCUUCUAAAAGCACCGAAAGCCAACAAGAGAAGAAAGCUGACUCAGGGAAAGGUGUGGACCGCGAAACUUGCCUAUGA